Molecule: messenger RNA, 1929 nt
Organism: Morchella sextelata
Lineage: Eukaryota; Fungi; Ascomycota; Pezizomycetes; Pezizales; Morchellaceae
Exons: 3
Coding region: 1-1929 (642 amino acids)
Biological process (GO): chromosome segregation; protein phosphorylation
Cellular component (GO): cytoplasm; centrosome; nucleus
Molecular function (GO): protein kinase activity; ATP binding
Source: RefSeq, a predicted model, not a curated record
AUGGCCUCUACCGAUGCUUAUGAAGUACUAGAAUUGAUCGGCCAGGGCGCGUUUGGUCAGAUUCGCAAGGUUAGGCGUCGUACGGAUGGCCUGGUGUUGGUUCGUAAAGAGAUCUCGUAUGUCAAGAUGACCGACAAGGAGAAGAACCAGCUAGUGGCGGAGUUCGAAAUCUUAGCCCGUCUAAAACACCGUAAUAUCGUCGAAUACUUCCAUCGUGAUCACAUGAAGAAGGACCAAUCGAUACACCUCUACAUGGAAUACUGCGGGAAUGGAGACCUGUCGACAAUUAUCAAGAGGUGCAAGGCUGAGCGAAGCAUGGUCCCGGAACAUUUUGUCUGGUCGAUAUUUACGCAAGUGGUGUUGGCAUUGUACCGGUGUCACAACGGAGUCAACCCUCCAGAUCUGGGCGACAUCUACGCCACGGAUGAUCACUUGCUGCCUCAGGCGACAAGCAACACGGUGAGGAUUUUACACAGAGAUCUGAAACCGGAAAAUAUUUUUCUCGAUAUGGACCAUGCCGUGAAGUUGGGAGACUUUGGGCUUUCAAAGAUGUUGGCACCUGAGCAACAACUGGCUACCACCUAUGUCGGUACACCUUAUUACAUGUCGCCGGAACUCAUUAGCGAAGAUACCUACACGCAUAAAUCGGACAUCUGGGCCCUCGGAUGCAUCGUCUACGAACUCUGCAAGCUUUCCCCCCCGUUUAACGCUCAAAGUCUGCACGGCCUUGGAACAAAAAUAAAAGAAGGCCGCUUCUCGCCUAUUCCCAACCAGUACUCACCAGAUCUCCGGAGAGUCAUCGAUAUGUGUCUUCAGCGAGAUCCUUCGAAGAGACCAGAUACCUCGCAUUUAUUGCAAUUGCCAUAUGUGAAGCUCAAUCGUCGGGAGAUUGAGGCAUUGGAUAUGGGCAGGUCUUUCAAGCGAAAGGAGGAAGCAUUGAGGUCAAAAGAGGAGGUGUUGAGGUCAAAGGAGGAGGUGUUGAGGAUGAGGGAAGAAGAGCUGAGACGGAAGGAUGCUCAGUUUGCUAUGGAGCAGGAAUUAGCACGGAAAGCGAUACAGGAGCAUUGUGACGCGUUGAAUGCUGAGCUUCGCCAAGAAUGGGAGAGGAAGGCCAUGGCAGAGAUUGAAAAUAGGGUUGCCUUCCAGCUUGAAGAGGUGCACAAAAGGGAGGCAGAGGCUCACCAGAAGUGGCAUAGUGCCUGGCAGAGCGAGGUUGAGAAGGCGGCUAUGAGAAUGAUCGAGGAGAUGGACCUCGUACCAAGACCUUUGGCGUCCUCACUCUUAUCCAAUGCAGAUGAUUCAGGAUAUGGGGACAGCAUUCACGUCCCUGAAAGUCCGAUACACAAUUUUCCCCGUGUAGUUGCUCCUGCGUCGCCCGUGGAUAUCGAUAUGUGCUCUCCAUCGGUAUUUGAUACUAGCCCGAGUAAGCCUUCUAAGCUCUUUCAGCAAGGCAUGCUUGAACAAGCCCCUCCACGUAUGCCUCUAAACCUGGCACCAGUAAACCAACUCCGCCCUCAAUCAUCCAUCCCGAACAGCCCUUCGAUGCCCGACAUGAAAAAGGCGCCUUACAAGAAUCAGCACUUUUCCACCUCAUCCCUCGGCUCAAUGGACUGCCAUACUCCUGAUACUUCUUUUGAAGAGGAGCCGUCUCCGAUAAGGAAACGUGGUGCUUUGAAUAGGGCAUCAACUUUCACCACCGCAUACCGCGGAUCUCCAAUGAGGGGCAUUGGAAGAACAAGCGACAGAUUCCCUCAAAACACGUCAAAGACAAGAGAGCUGGGAGGAAGCAAUCCCGAGGCUCUCAAAUCAGCACCAAUAAGCAGCAAGGCGUUGAGUUUGGUUCAGAUUGCCCGCCAAAAUCCCGAAAUCGCUACCCGUGAUGACAUCCCGAGCCCAUUUCUCAAGAAAACGCAGAAGUGGAAAUGGUGA